Helianthus annuus (common sunflower) is the source of this 786-nucleotide messenger RNA. Its product is annotated as proline-rich extensin-like protein EPR1. Gene Ontology annotation, biological process: plant-type secondary cell wall biogenesis. Lineage: Eukaryota; Viridiplantae; Streptophyta; Magnoliopsida; Asterales; Asteraceae. The transcript is spliced from 2 exons. The record is from RefSeq and is a predicted model, not a curated record. The coding region runs from base 1 to 786 and encodes 261 amino acids.
AUGGAACUUGAAAAAGUAGUCACGAGGUCGUUUAUGGAGAUAGAUGUUGCAUUUGCGCGGUCAUGUGCUCUAGAAUCUUUCUGGCACAACUGCAUGUACCACUAUGAUCUUUGGGAGCCACCGCCAUCUCCUACCCCAGAGACACCAACUUACCCUCCUAAAGCCUCUCCACCUAAACGGUCACACCCACCAAAACCAUCACAUCCACCACAUGGUCCAGCUUACCCUCCUAAGGGUCCGAAGCCUCCUACGCCAGCUAGUCCACCUAAAGAAGCAAAACCACCUACCCCUGGUGGACAUGCUUAUCCACCAAAGGGCUCUAAGCCGCCAACACCUGGUGGGCCCGCUUAUCCACCUAAGGGCCCGAAACCACCAACCCCUGAUGGGCCCGCUUAUCCACCUAAGGGACCAAAACCACCAACCCCUGGUGGGCCCGCUUAUCCACCAAAGCCAAGUACUUGGCCUCCUAAAGCACAACCUCCGCUACCAUCAUAUGGACCCACCGUCCCACCUCCACAACCUUACAAUGCUGUCCCACCAUCCGGUAACAUCCUAACACCACCACCGUCUGGUGGCGGCGACAAGAAUCACACCGUCGUUAUUGCGGUGUGUGCAUCACUAGGUGGUGUGUUUUUCCUAGCAUUCUUAGCCGCCGGACUCUUCUGCUUAGCCAAGAGAAAGAAGAAGCCAAUCUUAGUCCCGACAGCAGCUCCAUAUGGUCACGGCGGUGGCGGAGGACACGGUCAUGAAGGUGGUGCAGAACACUCAAGCUAUGGCCAACACUAA